AUGGCCGAAGCAAUAGGCGUAAUCUCCGCCGUCCUCGGCGGUGCCGACGUCUGCCUCCGCACCGGCCGAAGCCUCUACCAGCGCUACCGAAACUACAAAGACGCCGAACAAGACCUCAAAGACCUGACAGUGCUGCUGAAGAACCACUGGCUCAAAAUCGAGGCCAAGCUCGGUCUCAUCAAGGAUCUCCAGGACGUUCUCGGCGAAACCCUACACCAGCACUUCACCGAGCUCUUCGAGAUCCUGAUCCGCAAGUUGGGAGAAGCCCAACACAAAAUUGAGUCAGUGGACCGCAAACAGGGCCGUCUAAAACGUGCCAAGUUCGCCGCGCUGGUCAAGGAGUCGCUGGAAGCCGCCAUUACAGAGCUAGAUAAAUGGCAGGCCCAGGUGGAGCUGCCGUAUUACCUCAUGGCGCGGAUUAGUAACCCGCGCGUGGACGAGAAGCUGGCGGCGGUGACGCAACGGUCAAGGGGGGACACAAAGGGAGCUGAGGAGAUUAAGCGCUUGCGCGACACGAUGAAGAGUGAGAGCGAUGGAGGAGGGACUACACCACGCGGCGGUGAGGGCGGCUGGGCAGGGAGAGGGGGAAAGAGCUGUUGGGUAGAGGCAUCGAGGCUGAGUGACGGUGGGCGGGUGGUUGAUCCGUACGCUAGCUCGGAGCUCAAGCUCGUCAAGCUGGCCGGCAAGGAGUAUCUCGCCGACAUCAUCUUGAUCAAGAACCUCCCCGAUGAAGGCCAGAUGGCGAUGGCGGGGAUCCGGGACGUGGCACGCAUCCUCGCGCAGUCGGAGCCUUUAACGUUCGGCAUCCUGAAGUGCUACGGCGUGGUGAAGGAGUUGCGAAACCACAAGUCAGAGAUAGUUUUCCAGGUGCUCUUCUCGAUCCCGGACAAGCUGGACCAGCCCCGCAGCCUCCGCAGCUACCUGACCGCCGCACAGGACGAGCGGCGGACAAAGUAUCCUCUGAACGAGCGUUUCGCGCUGGCAAAGAGGGUGGCACGGAGCGUCAUGUUUGUACACACGUCCAACCUUGUGCACAAGAGCGUCCGGCCAGACACAAUCGUGCUAUUCCAGGACAGAAAGUCUCUGCUAGGGGUCCCGUUUCUCGUGGGCUUCCAGAAGAUCCGCCCUGCGAGUGGGGCGACAACGAUGGUUUCGGAUGCCGAGUGGGAGAAGGACCUGUACCGGCAUCCAACAAGGCAGGGGCUCAAGCCAGAGGAUACGUACAAGAUGCAGCACGAUAUCUACAGUCUCGGGGUCCUCCUACUCGAGAUCGGCCUCUGGACUUCGUUCGUGCACUGGAACGGGGAGCACAAGCGUUUUGAGCCGGGCCCGGAAUUGAAGGUGGAUGCAGACACGCUGGCGAUGAAGGAUGUUAAGAGGAAGGCAAACAUAAUCAAGGGUCUUCUGCUGAAAAUGGCGAUGGAGUUGCUGCCGGGGGCGAUGGGGCCCAAGUAUGCGGAGGUGGUCAUCUCGUGCUUGACGUGUCUAGACAGGGGGAAUGACAAGUUUGAGAGCGAGGAGGGCCUGGUGGACGAGGAUGGCAUCGUGGUGGGUGUGAGAUAUGUCGAGAUUGUUGCGAUGAAACUAGAGGAAAUAGAGGUCUGA
Molecule: messenger RNA, 1605 nt
Organism: Morchella importuna
Lineage: Eukaryota; Fungi; Ascomycota; Pezizomycetes; Pezizales; Morchellaceae
Exons: 3
Coding region: 1-1605 (534 amino acids)
Biological process (GO): protein phosphorylation
Molecular function (GO): protein kinase activity; ATP binding
Source: RefSeq, a predicted model, not a curated record